CUAAAGAGUAAGUACAUCAUCUAAUUCACUAACAUGUUAUUUGUAAUUCCCAGAGGUUUCCUAUCACUUUUCCCCCUGUCUGUGUAAGUAUGCCCUUCUCUUUCAUUCAACAGUACCCUACAGGCGGAGACACGUGAAGGUCCAGGAGUUGUUUCAGAGUUCAUCUCUCCUCGCACGUGGCUCCUCUGGGAUGGAUUUCUCUUUGAGUUCCUCCUCUGCGGGUUUGGGCUCAGUGGACCCGCAGCUGCAGCAUUUCAUGGAGGCAGAGAAUCAGAAGCAGCGCUUCCAGCAUCUGGUGCACCAGAUGACGGAACUUUGUUGGGAGAAGUGCAUGAACAAGCCUGGGCCAAAGUUGGACAGUCGGGCUGAGGCCUGUUUUGUGAACUGCGUUGAGCGCUUCAUUGACACAAGCCAAUUCAUCUUGAAUCGACUGGAACAGAAAUCCAAGUCAGUGUUCUCAGAAAGCCUUUCUGACUGAUUUCAGCAUUACCUUUUUGGAAAAGGAAGUGAGUUCAAGAAUGGCUGAAGAAAAGGCUAUGGGGAGAUUGGCUCCCACCCUUGGCCCUCUUAGAGCAUCUGGCCAUCUGAGAAUGAACAAAGGUCAAUAUUUUUGUGUGUUUGGGGCUUGGGGGUCAUAUGUGUAUUUGGCUGUGUGUGUGUUUUUAUGUUAAUCUUGUGCAAACAAUUGACACAUAAAUGGAAAACUUUUCUAGAUGCAUAUUACUGUAGAUGGGAAUAUGUUUUUCUGAACGUCCCAUUAUCUGUUUUCUAUAAUUUGGAUAGUGGAACUGCUUCUUGUAAUUUAAUAGUGGGACCAUCUGGGUAAAAUCUGUCAUUUCUGUGGAUUCAUUUCAGAUGCCUAGGGACACUGAUACACAUCCUGGUGUCUUUGAGCAAGGGUGGCAAUGGGGGAAGACUUACUUGGUACUUAAUUAGUGUUUUGACAAUCAGUGCUGGGGAAAAAAAAAAAAAGGAAUAUUCACACAAUACAGUUCAGCUUUCUAAAUUAUCUCCCUUCCCUAUACUGUGGUUUACUUAAGUAUCUAUAUAAAGUAUGCUCUCGAGAUAG
Pipistrellus kuhlii (Kuhl's pipistrelle) is the source of this 1069-nucleotide messenger RNA. RefSeq names its product mitochondrial import inner membrane translocase subunit Tim8 A-like. The coding region runs from base 191 to 478 and encodes 95 amino acids. Lineage: Eukaryota; Metazoa; Chordata; Mammalia; Chiroptera; Vespertilionidae. The record is from RefSeq and is a predicted model, not a curated record. The transcript has a single exon.